Sphenostylis stenocarpa is the source of this 1659-nucleotide messenger RNA. The record is from the annotation of a GenBank genome assembly. Lineage: Eukaryota; Viridiplantae; Streptophyta; Magnoliopsida; Fabales; Fabaceae.
AUGUUUAUAGCUGUUGAUGUCAUGGUUAAUGCUAGGUCUCUAGCAGCUAUAACGAAUUUUGUUUGUUGUGGACUGCUGGACGAGUGUUGUGCUCUCUUAAGUCAUGUGAAUGUCUGUGUAGUGGAUGUUGAAAUGACAAGUGGGGAUAUACAGUUUUCAUACUGUGAUUUUAGUCACGAGGAAGAACACUACCGAGUUACUGCUAGGCCUGAUCUUGUACAUGUUGAAUGUGAAGAAUUCAGGGAAUCCUAUGGGGGUUAUGAAUCGGAUGAGUAUAUAUAUAUGGAAUCUGUUAAGCCAUCAGCAGUGGCGUCAAGCAAGAGCAAGUUGGCUCGCACUUUUGCCAAAGUUCUUCACGUUAGAGCAGUGACCGGAAUUGCACCAGUUGAUGGACUGAAAGUGGAUGCAGAUCUCAACAAUGAAGCAAAUAUGUGUAAGAGAACUAUAAACAAAGAAGAUGAAGAACUUCAGAACAUAAAGGCCACAGAAGCUUUGCUUGCAAAUACUUUUGCUAGCAUAUCAACUGUGAAAGCUUCAUAUGCUCAGCUACAGCAUGCUCAGUCUCCCUAUGACCCUGAUGUAAUUCAAGCUGCUGAUCAAUUGAUAGUCUCAGAGUUUAAGACUUUGUCUGAGCUAAAGCAAUGUUUCUUUAAAAAGCAAUUUGAUCCUUCACCAGAUAGAGCAAUUCUUGAAGCUAAAUUGAAGGAACUAGAGAGUGUCAACAAAACAUUUGAGAUCACAGGAGAGAAGUUAGAAGCACAGGCUCGGCUGAAGGAAUCCGAGAUUUUAUUUCUCCGAGAAAAGCUAGCGGAAGCUAACAUGCAGAACAGAACAAUUGAGAAGAGGUUAAAUCAAAGUGGAUCAUUAUCGGUUCUUGACAAUCUCCACAUGUCGGGAUUAAGUCCUAGCCAUUUUGUUACUGUUCUUCGCCACACGGUUAGGUCCAUUCGGAACUUUGUGAAAUUGUUAGUGAAUGAGAUGAGAUCUGCAUGUUGGGAUAUUGAUGCUUCAGUCAAUGCCAUUACUGAGCAAAAUGUGGCUUACUGGAAAGAAGAUCACAGGUGUUUUGCAAUUGAGUCCUUUGUGUGUAGGGAGAUGUUUGAUUCUUUCAACUUCCCUAACUUCUCCCUACCCAAUGAGUCUCUACCAGAUAGGAGCAAGAGGCAACUGUUCUUUGGGAGGUUCAAUGAGCUAAAAUCUGUGAAAGCAAAGGACUUUCUGGCAGGGAAGCCAAGGUCACCAUUUGCAAAAUUUUGCAGGGUCAAGUUCCUGAGACUUGUUCAUCCCAAGAUGGAGGCAUCAUUCUUUGGCAACCUGAAUCAGAGGAACCUGCUGAAUGCUGGAGAGUUUCCUGACACCAACUUCUUCACCUCAUUUGCCGAGAUGGCCAAGAGGGUCUGGCUCCUACAUUGCUUGGCCUUUUCCUUUGAGCCUCAAGCUUCAAUCUUUCAAGUGGGGAAGGGGUGUAGAUUCUCUGAUGUCUACAUGGAGAGUGUGAAUGAAAAUGAUGAAGAAAUGGCAGUGGAAUCUGAGCCACAAGUUGCUUUCACUGUAGUUCCAGGGUUUAGGAUUGGUAAAACUGUAAUACAGUGCCAAGUCUACCUCUCACAGCACCAAGGCAAAGUAAAAAAAUCAUCAUCCACAAAGCAAAACAGGUAG